UCCACCAAGGCGGCCUUCAGGUUAAUGCAGCGAGUAGGGGCUGAGCCCGGGCGCCCCCCCAAUACAGCCUCCUGGUUUGAAGACUCGCAGACGACAUACCGGCAUCAUGCCGCCUAUCUGAACCGUCUGAGGAAACUCCGCCAGGACCUGAUCGAUCAUGAACACAACAAACUCGCCAAGGCCCUUGAAAGAUUUCAGACUAGAGACUCUAGCAGUACUUUCUAUCUUAGUCAGCGCAUUCCCGGAAGAGCCGCGCACAAACGCACUUCCGGCCCGAUCUUAUCGAACGCUUCCGAGAGGUUCCGAAGAUCGAAAAAGACCAGUGAUGCGCCAGACCUUGAAACGAUUCAAGGCAAGCAACUGUUAGAGUCACAAGGGGAUAAGGAGCACGAAGAAGUUCAGGUACCCCAGCCCUUGGACAAAAACGAAAUCGACAGGACAGUAAGGGAAAAUCUGAAGAGGCUUUUACAACCAAAGCCGUCAUGUAGUAUUCCGACAAUCGGCCGACGCAAUUAUACACAUAGCUAUAGUACAGAAAAAGAAAAUUCUGCUGAAAUCAACGGCGCGCAGCUUUCUCCGCGGAGUAUGAGUGUGCGGCGUUCACAAACGCAUCACAAAUUUCCGCUCUCAACUGGCAUACGCAAUGGCAAGAAACAGCUGAUACGACCGGACUCAGACGAACUUGACCUUUCCCCCUCGACCUUCAAGUUUGAAAGAUUGAAAAAAGAGGGGUCUUUCUCACGGGGUUAUGUCCAGCCUGAAAAAGGAGUCUAUAACGUGUUUUAUGUUCCUUGUUCCCCGGAUCCAGCGGGCAGACAGUUUCAAGACGAAGAAUAUAGAGAGACCGUCGGAAACGAAGAAAAUGUUGAAAGUGAUUCUUUCAAAAAUGACUGUAAGUCAAGAUUUCCUUCUAUACCCGGUAAAGGGUCACCGCGCAAGCGCAUUGUUGUAGACAUGCCGGAUAUCGUACUGUACCCAGCCACGCCAGAUGUGGAGCUGAAUUCUGCUGACAAGGGCGGGCAACUCGCGAAAACUCUGAAACAAAAUCAGCUUCGACAAAGGGAAAUCGCAAAUCUUCUUGAGGACGUCAAAGAAAUAAGUGAUAGGACUGAAGCAUUGGAAAGUAACUUUUCUAAUAGAGGAUCUUAGUUUACCCUAGAAAUGUUAAAGUUAAUUUAUAAUAAUCAUUUGCGAACACUUCAUUCCACUUUCCGUUAGCUCAGCAAUGACUUUCUAACCUGGAAUGAGCAGUAUAUUAUUUUAUUUGAGGAAAUUGUUUAAAUGCUUGCUAAGCUUUACAUGAAUACAUUACCUUUAUGAAAAUGUUGAGGAAAUUGUGCACUGCCAUGAAACUCUCUUUGUCUCGUGUUACGUGGCUUCCAGCGGGGAGCCCUUUAACUGACCAAUUAAUAAAAGUUUAAAU
Liolophura sinensis is the source of this 1423-nucleotide messenger RNA. RefSeq lists its product as uncharacterized. The record is from RefSeq and is a predicted model, not a curated record. NCBI's taxonomy places the organism in Eukaryota, Metazoa, Mollusca, Polyplacophora, Chitonida, Chitonidae.